This is a messenger RNA of Engraulis encrasicolus (European anchovy), 5227 nucleotides long. RefSeq names its product BMS1 ribosome biogenesis factor (gene bms1). Bases 155 to 4057 code for a protein of 1300 amino acids. The transcript has 23 exons. Lineage: Eukaryota; Metazoa; Chordata; Actinopteri; Clupeiformes; Engraulidae. Gene Ontology annotation, biological process: maturation of SSU-rRNA from tricistronic rRNA transcript (SSU-rRNA, 5.8S rRNA, LSU-rRNA); endonucleolytic cleavage of tricistronic rRNA transcript (SSU-rRNA, 5.8S rRNA, LSU-rRNA); ribosome biogenesis. The record is from RefSeq and is a predicted model, not a curated record. Gene Ontology annotation, cellular component: 90S preribosome; nucleus. Gene Ontology annotation, molecular function: GTPase activity; U3 snoRNA binding; GTP binding.
AGCACACGUGAAAACAUGUUGGAGAAAUGUGUAUAAAGAUUUCAUGAGUGAAAUGCCACAACACACUUAAAGUAAAAGGAUACGUUAAGAGGAUAUAGUCUAUACUGUGAAAAUAAUCCAGAGCACUAAAAGUGCUCCCUUAUCCAAGGUAAAGAUGGAUGUGAAAGAUAAAAAGGAGCAGAAAAAACACCAGCACAAACACAGUGGCCCCAAAGCGCAGAAGAAGAAGAAUAAGAAGCAGGGUGGACAGGACACCGAAGAAGAUGCACGCAAAAGGAAUCCCAAGGCCUUUGCCGUGCAGUCAGCUGUGCGCAUGGCCAGGACCUUCCACAGGGCCCAGGACUUGAAAACUAAGAAACAUCACAUCCCGCUGGUUGACCGAACGCCUUUGGAGCCUCCUCCGAUUGUUGUGGUUGUGGUAGGACCCCCUAAGGUUGGCAAGAGUACACUUAUUCGCUGCCUCGUCAAGAACUACACGCGCCAGAAGCUUGGGGAAAUCACUGGGCCUGUCACUAUUGUAUCAGGAAAGAAGAGGCGACUGACUUUCAUUGAAUGUCCCAAUGACAUCAACGCUAUGAUUGACGUGGCAAAGGUGGCUGAUUUGGUACUGAUGCUGAUCGAUGCCAGCUUUGGCUUUGAGAUGGAGACCUUUGAGUUUCUCAACAUCUGCCAGGUUCAUGGCUUUCCACGCAUCAUGGGUGUCCUGACCCACCUCGACUCCAUCAAGAGUGCAGAGGUCCUGCGCAAGGCUAAGAAACGCCUCAAGCACAGGUUCUGGACAGAAGUGUAUCAGGGCGCCAAGCUGUUCUACCUGUCAGGCAUGGUGUAUGGAGAGUACCAGACUCGGGAGGUUAAGAACCUGGGCCGAUUUAUCUCCGUCAUAAAGUUCCGGCCCCUGGUGUGGCAAACCUCUCACCCCUAUGUGUUGGCUGACCGCUUGGAGGAUCUGACCAACCCAGAGGACGUCAGGCAGGAUCCCAAGUGUGACAGGACUGUCUGUCUCUAUGGUUACCUGCGUGGCACUUUCCUGAAGAACAAGGGCCAGGUCCACAUUCCCGGUGUGGGAGACUUUGGGGUGGAUGACGUGAGCUUCCUGCCCGACCCCUGCCCGCUGCCGGAAGCGCUGAAGAAGCGGGCGCUGAACGAGAAGGAGCGGAUGAUCUACGCGCCCAUGGCUGGCGUGGGCGGGGUGGUAUACGACAAGGACGCCGUCUACAUUGACCUGCCAGGCGGUCAUGCCAGGCAACAGCAGGAGGAGGUGAGACCCACUACGGAGCUGGUGCAGUCGCUCAUUGGCACGCACGCCACUCUGGAUGCCAAGAUGGCCGCCAGCAAAGUGUCCCUCUUCACGGACACAGAGGCGCUUUCGCAGGAGGAAGUGGAAGCUAGCGGAGCCAAGCAGGGGCCUACUGAGAGCAGUGUCUGGGACCCAGAAACACAAAGACAAAGGAGGAAGGCAGUCUUCUCAGACAAAGAAGAUGACGAUGAUGAAGAUGAUGACGAUGAAGAGGAUGAUGAUGAGGAGGAGGAGGAUGAUGAGGAGGAGGAUGAAGAAGAAGAAGAAGAUGAUGAUGAAGAGGAUGCUGAAGAUGAGGAAGAGAAAAAUGAGGAGAAGACUGCACCAACUGUGGUGAAGAAGAAAGAGGAGGAGGAGGCCAUCAUUAAACCGUCAGACCAAUCUGCGCCUCCUCCGCCGGUGAAGAGGCAGAAGGUGGAGGUGGAGGAGGUGGUGAAGAAGAGGAAAGGAGCAGGGAAGGAGGAGGUGAUUGCGGAGAUGCCAGUCUUUGCCGACAGCGAGGAUGAGCUCGAGAAGAGUGAAGGAGAGGAGGAGGAGGAGGAGGAAGAGAUGGCAGACGAGGAGCAGGGGGAAAGGCCAGUGAAGGGAAAGGCACCAGCUGAUUCAGGACACUGUUCUGAAGAAGAAGGUGAUGAUGAUGAUGAUGAUGAUGAAGACGACGAUGAGGAGGAUGACGAAGAGGACAGUGAGGAUGAGGAGGAGGGAGUAGAAGACGAAGAAGAGGAGGAAGACGACGACGAUGAUGAUGAUGAUGACGAUGAUGAUUCUGAAAUGGAGGAAGGAGCUGAAAAGAAGGCCAAGGGAUCGAAGGUCACGGUGCAGAAGCAGGAAGAGGAGGAGCCAAUGGAGGACGUGGAGAUGAGCUUCGACACUGAAGGAGCGCUGCGCUGGAAACAGGACCUGGCCCAGAAAGCUGCCGAGGCGUUUGUUCGAAGACAGCAGGCUGCCCCUAACCUGCGCAAGCUGGUGUAUGGCACAGUGGCUGAAGAGGAAGAGGAUGAUGGCGAAGAGGAAGAGGAGGUGGGCGGCCUCUUCAAGGUCAACCGGCCUCAGAAGGGCAAGAAGCUGCGGGCCGAUGCCAUGGACUGCUCUCGCUUCGAGCCGGACGCCGGCCACGACUGGGACGAGGAGGAGAUGUUGGCCUCCAUAAAGGACUGCUUUGUGACUGGCAAAUGGGAGGAGGACAAAGAUGCAGCCACCCGUCUGAAGGAAGAUGAUGAACUUUACGGGGACUUUGAGGACCUGGAGACGGGGGAGGUUCACAGGGGCCGAGACCAGGCUGAGGGUGGCAGCGAUGGAGACGGUGGUGAAGACGACGAAGACGAGGAAGAGGAGGAGAAGCCUCUGGUGAGGAUGGACGAUGACGAGGCGGCCAAGAACAAGCGCCUGGAGAAGAAGAGGAGGCUGAAGGAGCGCUUCGACUCCAUGUACGACGACGGGGGUGACGCCACCUACUUUGAUGACGUCAAGGAGGAGAUGAAGAAACAGGCCGAGCUGAACAAGGCGGAGUUUGAGAGCAUGGAGGACGAGGCGCGUGUGCAGUACGAGGGCUUCCGGCCCGGCAUGUACGUGAGGCUGGAGAUCCCCUCGCUGCCCUGCGAGUUCGUCACUAACUUUGAUGCCCGCUAUCCCAUCAUCCUCGGCGGCCUGGGGGCCAGCGAGGGCAACGUGGGCUAUGUACAAAUGCGUCUGAAGAAGCACCGGUGGCACAGUAGGAUCCUGAAGACGCGUGACCCGCUGAUCCUGUCCCUGGGCUGGCGCCGCUUCCAGACCAUCCCCCUCUACUACAUCGAGGACCACAACGGACGCCAGCGCCUGCUCAAGUACACGCCAGAGCACAUGCACUGCGGCGCCACCAUCUGGGGGCCCAUCACCCCCCAGGGCACCGGCUUUCUGGCAGUACAGUCAGUCACCGGCUCAAAGGCAGGCUUUCGCAUUGCCGCCACAGGAGUGGUCCUGGACCUGGACAAGUCUGUGACCAUCGUGAAAAAGCUGAAGCUGAUUGGCUACCCUUACAAGAUCUUCAAGAACACGUCCUUCAUUCAGGGCAUGUUCACCACGGUGCUGGAGGUGGCCAAGUUCGAGGGGGCGUCCAUCCGCACAGUCAGCGGCAUCAAGGGCCAGAUCAAGAAGGCGCUGCGCACGCCCGCCGGAGCCUUCCGAGCCACCUUUGAAGACCGCCUCCUCAUGAGUGACAUUGUCUUCCUGCGCUCCUGGUACCCGGUGUCUGUGCCGCAGCUGUAUAACCCGGUGACGUCGCUGCUGCUGCCCGCGGGCCAGAAGGACAGCUGGAGCGGCAUGAGGACGCUGGGCCAGCUCAAGCACGACAGGGGCAUACGCAACAAGCCCAACAAGGACUCAUUAUACAAGCCCGUGGAGAGGCAGCCGCGCCAGUUCAACCGUCUCCAGAUCCCCAGGGAGCUGCAGAAGUCUCUGCCCUUCAAGAGCAAGCUGAAGCAGCAGCAGGCCAAGGGCAAGACUCCCCGCGACCUGCUCCGGCCGGUCGUCAUCCGGGAGCCCCACGAGCAGCAGGUGGCACAGCUGCUCCACGCGCUCAACACCGUCUACCACCACAAGCAGAAGGCCAACCGCACGGAGCAGCGCGCCAAGCACAAGGACUUCCUCAAGCAGAAGGAGACGCAGGAGCAGGAGAAGCAGAAGAGGCUGAAGGAGGUGCGGAAGAACCUCUACCGCACCAUCGGCCAGAAGGAGAAGAAGAAGCUCAAAUCCAGCCUCAAGGGCGCCGCCAAGGACGACUGAGGGAUUAGCGUUAGCACGCUAACUGGCUAUCUGAGGGGAGGACUGGACUCUGAGACGGACUCUGGACUUCUUUUUUACAGACUAGCGUGCUAACUGCCAGGCCUGGACUUGUAAUCUGGCCUGAAGGGCAUUUUCCAGUGGGCUGACAGUCCUUAGAGUCUGAUACUGUUUUUGUGUGUUUUCUUAGAGACUGGCCCACAAUUUAGAGGAGACUACACAAACAUGCCCAGCUUUUAUUUUUGCUCCAGUCCAGCCGUGUUAACUGGUCCUGCUCAUGUAGGAGGACUGGAGACUGACUUUGGGCUUUUUACAGACUUAAAAGGAGAAUUACAUCCAAUUUCAACAUUCAGUUGUCUUACUCACCCUUGACUUGUCACUACCUGGACACAUCUUUCUUUUUUUUUUGUUAAGCUCUAUCCGAGAUCCUGGCGUACAUAUUUACAUAUUUUUGAACAUAACAUACUGACAGGUCAAGGGCAGAGCGAAGCAAUACAACUACAUGUUGAAAUUGGACAAAAUUCCUCCUCAAAGUGCUUUAGCCCUUCACAAAAAAAGACUUUUCAGUCAUUUUUUUGUAGUCUUUUUUGUGUGCCAAAUACUAUUGACUGUAUUUUUUUGUAUAAUUAAAAGUACUGUUAGUGAUGAGAGUGAUGUGAAUGUCUGUCUGAACCCCCCUCAUUCCUGACAGGGCAAUGUUUAUUAGCAGGACACAGAGGGUACAGCCAGUGGUCACCAUUCCGAUUGACCUCUGCUUUUAUGAACUGAGGCGAUGCAGUUAAAGGUUACAGGCUCUCUUCUUCAGCAAUUUGCAGUUAAAAGUCCAAACUACUUCAAUGGGCGUUUAAAGCUGUAAUAUAUUGAUAUGAUCGUAUAUGAUGCGAUGUACGAUGUGUUUGUAUACGUUUGUAUAUAUGUGACAGGGGGAUUUAGCGAGCAGCCCAGGCUAUGUACACUUCAAUUAUUGAUGUCCACACCAUUACUAACAGAUAACCAUUCAUUUGUAUGAUCUUUUUUAAAGACAGGUAAACAGUGGUCUUCCGACUAUACAUGUUUUUGUUGCCCCGUUUUGAUGCUAGAGGCUCCAUUGCCACAGAACGCUUUUUACUACCAUCUGCUUUUGUUUUUUUUAAUAAAUAAAUGAAUAUCAGACACCAAUAUGCUGAAAAAUGA